GUUUGAUAAAAAAAAAAAAUCGCUGUGGAAUUCUUUCGUUGUUUUGGAAUUAUUUUACUCGGCAUGUCAUUUCGAAGCACCAAAAGGAAAAAUUAAAGAAAUAAUGAGAAAUAUUGGUGAUACGGUUAUUGUGUAUGAAGAAAACGUGCCGCUUUGUUCGUCCUUCAAACAGUGGCCUUGAAGAAGAAAUAAGCGAAAAUACAGUGAACUUGAAUGGGUAAAGAGAAAACUGCAAUCUCAUGAUUCGUAUGAGAAUCGCUGAAGAUUUUGAUAGAAAAGGUCGAGAUGCCAAUCGAGCGUAAUGCAAAGGGCGUUAGCAGCAGCAACGGUCAUAGGAGCAGGUACGACGGAAGUAGAAUCGGGAGCGAAGAAUUCAGAACUAUCAGGACCCAAGGGAAAAGAUUUUUUUCAAUCGAUGAAAGUCCCGGCUAUUGGUGCGAAGAUUUGUUGCUCUUUACAAGAUAAAUUCGGUUCACCGGAACAAAGAAGGACACGAAGAACUGAUGGUUUGCAAUUGCCACUACAUCCUCAACAAGUGGUUGGGUGGCUGAUAAUAUCGAUUGUUACGAUCGGCACGUACUUUUUUGUACUGCCGGAAUAUUCAUCGUCAUUGAGAGAGAUAUUGAGCUAUGUGUUAGGCUCAUCUCUGUUGGUGCAUGCUGUUUCACAUUUGGGUGCGUUACUAGUUGAUCCAGCGGACAAGGAAGUACGUAAACGUUCAAGUAACGUUGUUGUCCCAGAAUUUGAUCGCCAUCGUCACCUCCAUGUUAUCGAAAAUGGUCGAUGUCAUUUGUGCAAUAUAACAACGAGCUCUAAACGUACCAAGCAUUGUUCGGUGUGCAACAAGUGCGUUGGCAAUUUCGAUCAUCAUUGUAAAUGGUUGAACAAUUGUAUAGGGGGUAGGAAUUAUCCAUAUUUCAUCAUCUGCCUGAUUAGCGCGGUCAUCGGAUCAACCAUCAUCGUUGGUCUUAUUGUGACCGAAUUAACUCUCGUUACCUUGAGAUACUCUCGGAAAUCUUCAAGUUCCGAAGGAAAUAAUACACGCGUAUCGUUCGUAAAUAAUUCGGAAAACAACUCCUCGAAUGGUAUAAUGGAUAACGCUACAUUGUCGAUUCUACCGUUGCCAGGUACCGGUUCUCUCGUUAUUAUCUCAAUCGUUGGCAUUCUCUCGACGGUUGCGGCUAUUUUACUCAUCCAUCUUUGUUUUUUUCACGGAUACAUUGCUUGUCUCGGAUUGACGACCUACGAAUACGUUAGAAAUAAGAGAAUGCGUAAUACAGCCGAUAACACCCUUCAACGCAUUGAUUGUACGUCAAAUGUAGCGUCAAGUUCUGCCAAUUUUUGUGGCGAAACUUCAAGAUCAUCCGAAAAUGUGGAGCCGCCGAUUCGUUAUCAUUUUUGUAACAGUCUCGUCAACAAAUCUGCAAUAAAUAGACAAAAUGAAGUAACGAGAAAAGUUUACAUCUGCUCGAGCCAUCCUGCAUCUUCCGCGACACGAGAGAGCAAUUCAAAUGUGAAUAACGCUCUCAAUCUUGCAAUUAAUCGUGAAAAACGGAAUUUUCAUCUAUAUUUUUCUUACGAUAGUCGCGAUGACGCAACAUCUAUCGAAUUGUCCUCAUCGCAAAGCGUUGUCUCCGAGGAUACAAGGGGACCUGCGAUUAUUGGAACGAUUGGGAGUAUUGAUUCAAUAGACGUAAAACCAUCCACACCCUCGCCCGUUUCUUGUUGCUUCUCCAUUAUAAACCAUCAUGCCUGGUCCUCAAAUAGUUCAAGCAGUAACGCCAUGGAUAAUCAAAGUCGCAAUCAACCCCGCGGAUCUGGCAAAACGAAAAAAUUCAGACACGGGAGUAUCGAGGCUGACAACGAAAAAAACAUUCCGAGAUCUUGCACGACUGUCCGUAGAAUACAGACUUUCUUGCGUACACGGUUACGGAAGAAUGCAAGACAAAGGUCGACUCAUUCGGAUACUAAUGGACGAUCGAGAAAAAAUAAAAUUACACCGAUAGCCAGUCCUGCUGAUCGCCCUGACAAAUCUGAUGUUCCCGCUUUCACUGAAACUCAAAGCCAAAAUGAGUCGCUCUCAAAGGACGAAUCACUUAACGAGAUUCAGACGAGCCGUCCACCGGUCAAACUUCCACCCUUAAAUUUAACAACGAAACGAGUUUGUCAACUCAACAACAGUGGGGGGAUCCGUACAAUUAAUGACAACCCCAGCGUCGAGACCAUGUUUACUAACUUACCUUUGUCGAAGAGAAGCCAACAACAACUUCGUAUACGAAGACCGUCCUUCAGCCGCCGUCCAAGAUUCAAAAUGGGACCUCAUGUGACACAAACCGCCCAAUUGUCGCCGAUUCCUGAAUCUGAAUUGUCGAAACCCGCCUCACCACGAUCGCCACCUAAUCCUAAACAUUUUCCAUUUCCACCUAAUCAGAAUUUAAAUUUAACUAAUUCGAAUGGGUGCGACGAGGAGCAAAAGCGUCCGUUUAUUUUAGGAGAGUUCAACUUUAACAGAAAAAAAGUAACGAUGCUAGAUCACAUUAAUGAUUAUGUGGAAAUGGAAAAGUCAACUCUGUCUGAAGAAUAUCGUUUUUGGAAAGAAAUUUUGGGGUCACCUAGAUACGUCGUUGCACCUAUGGUCGACGCCAGCGAACUACCAUGGCGUUUAUUGUCACGACGACACGGUGCCCAUCUUUGUUAUACUCCGAUGCUCCAUUCAUCGGUUUUUUGUCGAGAUCCAAAAUACAGGAAAGAAGCUUUGGCCAGUUCGAGUGAAGAUCGACCACUCAUAACUCAAUUUUGUGGUAAUGAUCCGGACGUAUUGUUGGAAGCCUCCCUUUUGGCUCAGCCGUAUUGCGAUGCAAUCGACAUAAACAUUGGCUGUCCUCAAGCGAUAGCAAAACGCGGCAAUUACGGUGCCUUUUUACAGGAUGAUUGGGAAUUACUGAAAAAAAUCGUCAGCACCUUAAAGGAAAAAUUGGACAUUCCAGUAACCUGUAAGUUACGUGUAUUCCCAGAAAUAUCAAAAACUGUGGAUUAUGCAAAAAUGCUCGAGGAUGCGGGAGCAAGUCUUCUUACUGUUCAUGGCCGCACCCGUGAGCAGAAAGGACCUUUGACGGGCCUCGCCUCAUGGGAACACAUAAAAGCUGUCAGAGAAGCCGUAAAAAUACCAAUGUUUGCGAACGGAAACAUCCAGUGUAUCCAAGAUGCUGAACGUUGCAUUGCAGUAACAAAAGUCGACGGAGUUAUGUGCGCAGAAGGAAAUCUUUAUAAUCCGUAUCUUUACGAAUCGAGAAAUCCGCCCUCUUGGGAACCUGCUCUUGAAUAUUUAGAUCUCGUAGAAAUUUAUCCAGCUCCAGCUUCCUAUGUUCGUGGGCAUCUUUUCAAAUUGUUCCAACAUGUACUUUGUUUACCAGGCAAUGAAGAAGUGAGGUCGAUACUGGCCACAAAUUCUACGAUGGAAUCGUUCAGAUUCGUUGCUGAAUCGAUCAGAGAUCGAUAUCUUCCAUGCCAUGAGGGACUUGAUGAAUGGCCUGUCACUAAAAACGGUUAUGAUCUCGAACUUCCACCUUGGCUGUGUAAAAGUUACGUGAGAGACUCGCCCGAAGAUCACAUCAACAAAAUCGAAGCAAAAAAAAAAGACAGGGCACUGUCAUUGGCAACGAUGAAACAUACGUUUACAGACGACGAUGGCAAUGCAAUUUCACGGAAGAAAUUGAAAAAAUGGCGAAAAAUAGCGAGAAGACCAAAUAGAACAAUACCGACGGUAAAGCGUGGCAACGAUUUAUGUCAUGGCUGUCCUAAUCCACUGGGAUCAAAAUGCGGAUACAAGCUAUGCCGACAGUGUUGCAGGAAUAAAUGUUUCGAACAAAAUCUUAAUUGUCCGGGGCACAGGAUUCUAACUAAAACGAGGCGAGAAAUGGCGAUCGAGUACGCCCUGAAAAGGAAAAACACCGGAAAUAUGGAAACUUGAAUCAUCUUUAACGAAAGAAUUGAUAUUUUUCAAUAAAGAAUGGGAUUUUGAAA
Venturia canescens is the source of this 4023-nucleotide messenger RNA. RefSeq lists its product as uncharacterized. Gene Ontology annotation, biological process: tRNA processing. Lineage: Eukaryota; Metazoa; Arthropoda; Insecta; Hymenoptera; Ichneumonidae. Bases 302 to 3970 code for a protein of 1222 amino acids. Gene Ontology annotation, molecular function: tRNA dihydrouridine synthase activity; palmitoyltransferase activity; flavin adenine dinucleotide binding. The transcript has 10 exons. The record is from RefSeq and is a predicted model, not a curated record.